CGAACACUCCGUUCCGACAGGACUCUCGCAUCCUUUUUUGUACAUAUAUUUAUGCUUUCGUUGCAAUCUGCAGGCGCCGGAUGAGGAUAAAUUCGUACACGAAAACCUCGUCCGCGCAAAUAGGACGCCGCUAUAGGUGUGAGGUGGAGAUGGUGUGAUGUGCUCGGGACGUACUGGGAUGCUAGCGUCGGAUAACGCCUGACAUUAGGAGUCAAUGAGUCUGCAAGUGCCACAAGGGAAUUUCCAUCGCAAUGUGCGCUGUAGCAUCGCUGGUGCUCUGGGAGCGGAAGGGAGGCAGAGUGUGUGCCUCAUCCCGUUCGCGAAUAAAAAGGAUGCGAGAGGCCGCACAAAAUACUCCACUAACAGCGACGAGGUGAUCAACCGGUUAAAGAAGUCUUGGAUAGAAUGCACCUUUCAGAAGAGGGAUUGUAUCCGGUUCAUUGGUACAAAACAAGAUACAAACAGAUGUGGAUGCGGAGAAGUUCUGGAGGGGCACACGUUGUCUGCAAGGCCAUCGGCAAUCCACCAGAACAACGCAGGAGGCGACGGCGACGAGCAUUGGACAACGUCAAAGCACACGGAGACUGCCCCCACAGAUGCUUUUGGGACUAUCGAGUUUCAGGGAACGGCUCAUCCACUGAAAGCACAGUAUGUAAGGUUAGUGACCGACAGCCGACCUGAACAGGUCCUUCAACUGCUCACCCGUGAAUGGCAGCUCGAACUUCCGAAACUGCUCAUUACCGUUCACGGAGGCCGUGCCAAUUUCCACCUUCAGGCCAAGUUGAAGAAGGUGCUUUCCAGGGGUCUCGUACGGGCAGCUAAGACAACGGGCGCUUGGAUCUUCACUGGAGGCACUAACACAGGCGUGACGCGGCAUGUGGGAGAAGCCCUCCUCAGCGAGCGGACUCCUCAGCUUCGGGGUCGCGUCGUCGCCAUCGGCAUCGCGCCCUGGGGCAUUAUCGAAAACCGCAAAGAUCUCAUUGGGGCAAAACGCGUCGUGCAAUACUACAGCAUAUCGUCGCCAAAAAGCCGUUUCGCGGUUCUCAACCAGCACCACUCCUACUUCGUGCUGGCCGACAACGGGACCACGGGGCGGUAUGGCGCGGAAAUCGGGCUCCGCAAGCGUCUAGAGAAACAUAUCUCGAGGCAAAGGUUUUAUCACAGAUCGAGCGUGCAGUGGUGCGGCAUCCCGGUGGUGUGCGUCGUCGUGGAGGGAGGCCUGAACACUGUUCGAACCGUACUGGAAUACGUGACCGAUUUGCCGCCUGUCCCCGUGGUCGUCUGCGACGGCUCUGGACGUGCUGCCGACCUCAUUGCCUUUGCACAUCGAUACAUACCCGACGACGAUAGCAAACUCCCGGAUGGCUUCCGCGAACAGCUCAUCACUACAAUCAAGAAAACCUUCCAGAUCCCCCAAGAGCAAGCGGAGCAAGUCUACGUGGAGCUACUGCAGUCCAUCAAGAAGAAAGAUCUGAUAACUAUAUUUCGUAUGGGAGAAGGGCCGUGCAAAGAACUUGAUCAGGCUGUUCUCUCAGCGUUGCUCAAAGGUCAGUACCUGCCACCUGUGGAUCAACUGAACCUGGCUCUUACAUGGAAUCGUGCUGACAUUGCUCGCUCUGACAUCUUCGUGUAUGGUCAGGAAUGGCCGAGUGGAGCACUGGAACAAGCCAUGAUGGAUGCCCUCACCAUGGACCGUGUAGAUUUUGUGCAGAUCCUGCUCGAAAAUGGCGUGAACAUGCACAAAUUUCUCACCAUACCACGUCUGGAGGAACUUUACAGCACGAAACAUGGACCAAGCAACACCUUUAGGUUCCUGGUAAAAGAAGUUCGUAAGAAUAUUCCCUCCGGUUCGCGGUACACCCUGUACGACGUGGGGCUGGUGGUCGAGAAGCUGAUGGGCGGUGCCUACAGGUCAGCCUACUGCCGAAGAAAGUUCCGCAAUCUCUACUCCACCGUCAUGCGACGCAUGUCAACAGCUCCCACCUUGCACACGGCCCUUAAUCCCGAGGCGUCGGCGGCACUGCUGGGAUCUGAUUCUACGUUCAGUCAGCCGUUCAACGAGCUGCUCAUCUGGGCGGUGUUAAUGAAGCGUCAAAAGAUGGCCAUGUUCAUGUGGCAGAACGGCGAAGAGGCUAUCGUCAAAGCUCUCGUCGCUUGUAAACUGUAUCGAGGCAUGGCCAACGAAUCAGCGCAGGACGAUCUCGAAGCCGAUGUAUCCGAGGAACUACGGCAGAAUGCCAGGGAGUUCGAAGAGAGGGCUCUGGACCUGCUCGACUACUGCUACCGACAAGACGAAGGUACAACGCUGCAAUUAUUGACACACGAACUCCAGCACUGGAGCAAGCAGACCUGCCUCGGUCUAGCCGUCUCCGCCAAUCACAGUGGCUUCCUCGCUCACACAGCCAAUCAAAUGCUUCUCGCUGAGCUGUGGAUGGGGGCACUGCGCACACGCAAGAACGUUAGUCUCAAGGUAAUUUUAGGCCUUCUCUUCCCUCCUACUGUUCUAUGGCUCGAAUUCAAGUCCAAGGAAGAACUUCAACUCAUGCCCCAAACUGAGGAAGAACAUUACCUGGACCUCCAAGACGACGAGGAAGACUCCAACCCCGACGUAGACGAUCCUCCGGGUGUCCUUAACCCUCCCGUCAUAAACCUGGACACGGACUCCUUCGGAGGGCUUUCGGCACGCAAGUGCUCUUCGGUCUUCAACCGCCUGGAAAACGGCAAUCUCUUCCCUGUUGAUACAGACGCGGCUUAUCUCAAGAUAAGGACGCGCAAGAGGCCGCUUCGUCUUGGGAGGAAGAUCUACGAGUUCUAUGCUGCUCCCGUGACCAAGUUCUGGAGUCACGCAAUUGCAUAUGGGAUCUUUUUAUGCUUCUACACGUACGUGGUCCUAGUGCGCAUGCGUCCCGAGCCCUCCUGGCAAGAGGUUUACAUCAUCGCUUACAUCAUGACACUGGCAGUGGAGAAAGUGAGAGAGGCAAUGAUGUCCGAACCGGCGAAUUUCUUCCAAAAAAUUCUGGUGUGGGCUCAGAAGAAAUGGAAUCCGUGCGAUGUAUUCAUCAUAUCCGUAUUCGUAGUCGGCAUGGCAUUGCGAUUUACGCCGUCAAGCCAUGCACAGGGGAGGCUUUUGUACUGCUUAACAAUCAUGUACUGGUACAUCAGGCUGCUAGACAUCCUCAGUGUAAAUAAGUAUCUUGGCCCUUAUGUCACCAUGAUAGGUAAAAUGGUGAUCAACAUGAUGUACUUCGUAGUUCUUCUGCUAGUGAUUUUGAUGAGCUACGGCGUUGCCAGACAGUCUAUUUUGUACCCGCAAGAAAGUGCCUCAUGGAGUCUCAUCAAGAAUAUUUUCUUCAUGCCAUAUUGGAUGAUAUACGGCGAGGUUUUUGCGGACAGCAUCGAUCCCGAAUGUGGUGAAGAAGAAGUACCUGGAGAGUAUCAGUGCCAAACGGGCAGCUGGAUCAACCCGGCCAUCAUGGCCGUCUACUUACUCGUUGCCAACAUUCUUCUCGUCAAUUUGCUCAUUGCUGUUUUCAACAACAUCUUCAUCGAAGUGAACGCUAUCUCGCAACAUGUCUGGAAGUCUCAGCGCUUCACAGUGGUCAUGGAGUACGAGCAGAAACCGGUGCUACCACCGCCCUUGAUAUUGAUAUCCCACUUACUGUUGGCCGUAAAAUGCGGUCUCCGCUGGAGAAAGGGCAAGAGCCGAACUUUUGACCAUGGCCUGAAGCUGUUCCUGGACGCACCGGAGAUAGAACGCCUCCACGAUUUCGAGCAAGAGUGUGUGGAAGGCUACUUCCGAGAGCGAGAUGUACGACAGCAAAUGACUACAGAGAACAGGAUUGUCACCACAACAGAAAGGGUAGACGCCAUGUACCAACGCGUAGAGGACAUCCACCAAUGGGAGAUGAAGGCCAAUGCCACUAUCCAAACCCUCGACCUCCGACUCAAUCAACUCGAAAGCAUAUCAGAGCAGAUUUCCGCUUCGUUACAACGGUUCCUGGAUAGCCAAGAAUUCCUGGAAGACGAAGAAGACGAUGAAAGCCGGACCCCGUCCCCCGACGAGAGCAGUGUAGAACCUCAAUCCCCGCCCACGUCUCCUUCGCCACCUACGAUCCCCAUAAUCGAAGAGGCUUCACCAGAAGUCCAGCAACCUUCACCUGAACCCGCUAAACCAGCGGUCGUCAUCAUAAGUCCUGGGGCUGCAGAACCCGAGACUGAGCACCUCGCACGACAAGGCUCCUCGAGACACAAAACAGCGUUUGCAGAAACGACCGAGAACUUAUCGCGACAAGGUUCCGCAAGACAUAGGCCUUCGAUUAGAAGACGUCCUCAAAGACGUCUAAGCAGACAAAUGACCUUAGCUGCGACGGAAGUCUUAGAUCAAGCCGCAUCAAAACGGAAGAACCUGCAACGGUGGCAGAGUGUUUGUCAACCGGACGGUACCGAACUAGCACAAACGUCUGGACGUCAUCCAAAGCUAGAACGUGGCAUGUCUUGCGUCAGUCGUUGGACAGAACCUCGUCCGGCUACGAGAGCUCCUUUCUUGUCAGCGUUGCGGGGUGAAUACACGAGCAUCACAGAUGAGUUGGAAUCAACUGCAUGCUUGCUGCAACCCCCUGAAAGACCAGCGUCGCCGCAGCAGCAAGCUCCAACGGUCGCAGCCAUCGCGGCUGAGACAGAGAUUUUACACGAUGCCGAGGCGGCUGAUUAUCAGAUGAUGGGUGGACUGAUACAGAGGCGAUUACACGGUGACGACUUAUCUUUGGAAGAGUUGAGUGACUUCGGGGACGACCAGGAGGUUUCAGAGGUGGUUGGGAACGGAUCUAGGAGACUGACUAUUAGGGUUACGCCUGCUCCGGACGACAAUCGGACGAGGCCAAGCAAGUCGUACUCCAGUUUUAUGAACGAAACGCCGUGUUAAAUUGGAAGCGCAUAUAGAGGUGACGUUCCUUCAUAAUUUUCUUAUUAAUGCGUUAGCAUUAGAGUCCCCGCUACGAAAGAAUCGCGGCGUGGUCUGUCUGUAGCCACGGCGCGCAUGCGCGGUUACUGGAUGGAAGAAGAGGGCGCGUGGAGAGCGCGAUGCGGCACCGGCCCGUCGGCAGUGCAGCUAUGGUGGCCGACAGGUUCAGAGGCGUCUGUGUAGGCGCAGCAUGGGCUAUGAAAGCUGUGCGGAGGAGUGGCGAAAGAAGGCUGUGAGACGGCGCCGCAAAGCUUAAUCGGAGGACGCCCGAAAGGUUCGUUCGGCUGCGGAUGCUGUCUUCCGUUAGCGUUGUGUAGCGUUAGCGUGUGAAAGGUGUGUAGCGUUUGUGAAGGGUCAUUGAGGGGUUGUGUGGGGUUGUAACGCUUUUCCGUCGAAUCCACCAAGGGAUCAACCACGUUUUUUUUUUAAUUUCAAGACUGCUGCGACGAAAGUAUAUACGUUACCCCUGGAGCAACGUGACGAGCCUCUGAGAUCCCGAAGUGUGGCUACAUGGGAAAGGAGGAGAAGGGACGCGGAAUAGUUGUACUCUGUCUUACAGGAAAGACGGGGGCGGAAAGCUGUCGAUGAAAAGUGAUGGAACCAAAGCAGUUCAUCCUCUUAGAAUGUUUUAGUGUGAUCUACAGGUUAGCGUUGUAUAGCUGCAGCUCAUCUCUGUUGCGUAGUAAUAUGACAACAUGAAACGACGUACGUGACCCAAGAGAGGCCUACGAGGUGGACGCAGAGAGUCGCGCUGGUCUCAACUUCCUUGUCGACAGUGUGGGAAGAUGCUGCGACAUGUAUAGGUGAGACCAGCAGUAGAGAGAUGGAUCGAUGUCUCUGUUUGACGACGUAACUUUAAGGUGUGAAUAUACAUUCGUAUUUUGUAAGAAAACACAUCACAUUUUGAACACGAAUACAGUGCAAAGACUACAUGAUCACCAGCAGUUUCGCUCACAGAUUGUUGAUGCUGGCUGUUUCUGCUGCUUGGAAUGGCGUCAAGUUGCUUUCUGGCAAAGCACUGCCGAACUUGAACGUCUUUGACUUUUUUAGGCAACGAUAGCUGCAUAAGAUUGUUCGUGCUGCGGGCAAACUGAACUGAGUCAGUCGAUCUUACGACUACCUGAAGCGCUGCUGUUCGUUUCUCUCUCUCUCUCUUUCUAAUCACGAUGAAGACGCAACAAUAAUAAGCAUAUUGCAAGCCAAAGCGAGCACUCUUUCUCAAAGUCGGCACAGGGAGCAGACAAUAAAAAACUAAUACAAUACAAUAAAACUAAAGCAAUCGUCUACAUGCGAAAUUAACUUGUUUCAUGUUUGAUAUCCUAAAGCUGGCACCACUCGAAGCAGCAGAGACACCUUUUAUGUAUGAUAACAUCUCCCUUGAAACACCAGAGCUCCUGGCAGACUUACAAAGUGUCCUCUCUGUCAUGCACUUCUCGUUAUAUCUGAUGGUGACGAAAGGCUGUGUAUUUGGCAUGCAACAAGCGUGUGCCUAAACCACAUUAAUGUGGAGUGACAAGUAUCAGGUAUCGGCAUGCACAAAUAUUGUGAAGUAUCCACAAUUUCUACUUCCAUGAGCACUGUAUGGCUUCACUUCGAACCAUUUUUUGCAACGUUGCAAGAUCGACCCCUUGCUGUCCUUUGUGGUUCGGUUCUCUUCAGUUUUUAGUUGCCGCAUACAAGCCAACGUAACAUGCCUGUCAUAUUGUCAGACUCCAAAGCUUGCUCAGCGUACAUGUAGGAAGGCCAAUUGAAUGGCAGUAUUGUUUAAUAUUUUGAAGUACUGCAGGGUAUUGAUGACGCAUGCUUCACAAUAGCUGUACCCAACAAAGUUUUCUAAACGAUCUUUCAGUCAUUGUACGAUGUCGGAGCGUCGUCACAUUUCCUAAGUGCGAAUCGCAGAUAAAAAUAAAACCGUAUUGGAUAUACGGUCAUUCGACGAACCCAUUUUCUUUCCCUUCUCUUCAAGAACUGUAUCAGCAUGGUGCUCUGUAGACACGGUGUUCUUCGUGCAUGCUUUUUGCACGCACAUACCAAUGUACUUACGAAAAACGGCGAGAUAUAGCUUUAUAUAUUCGGGUUCCGCUUAAACAAUAUACUAUAUCGUUAACGCAUCAGUAUAAAUGUUUAUGAGCCAAGUUUAUGAGGUGCUUCCUUGCCCAAAUAUUUCGUUGCGAGGGCCACACAUAACAUUCCUUUGCGCUUUGGCAAGGAUAUUUGUGAGAGCAGAGAAUUGUUUGAGAAAAUGUUUGAAAAAUUUUUGAAAAUGUUGAGAGAGUAACUUUUGUAUCAUUAUCUUGUUCAUACUUCAGAGUCAUUUUGAAACGCUGUCUACUGGCUAUCAUAUAGUGCAUACAUAUGUUAUUUAGAAGUGAAACCAAGUAUUAUCAUAUCAACGUAGAGAUAAGCACAUAGAACGUAAACAUUUUUGAGCGACUUCCAGCACAUCUGCAUGACGUAGCUCGGGAACAAGUUAUCCCGAAUAUAUUUUGGUGUCCCACGAUACCAAAUCAUAAGUGAUAUUGUUUUGUGGUUCAUGUGUACAUAUCAGAUGUAAACAAGUGUUUUUAACAGCUGGGGUGAUUUUCAGGAAGACCAAGAGAAGGACUUGUUGUUACAGAUAAGGUUUGGAAGGACGUUAUCACAGGGUGUUGUCACGAUGUGCAGCUGUCAUCCUUUCUAUUUCUACCUCUGUCACAAGCGUAUAUAUACAAAUAUAUUUACUAACGCCCAAAUCUAUCCUCACACACUACCGCGCAUAGCUGAGUUGUCCUCUAUGUGAACAAAAUAGCAUAUCACAAGUAUAUGGUAGAUUACAAAAUUUAUGUCUACCUUCCCAAUCCUAUGCGAUAUUCCAGUACCCCUGAAUGUGAUAGUAAACAUGCUUGCUAUCGUACUGCGAUCAGCAAGAACCAAUGCCGGAUCUUUCUGGUCUUUCAGCAUCGGAAUCGGACUCUGUAGGGAUUGCUAAUAGAUUGCACGUUCUUGGGUAGCUGAACAGUUCUAUACGCGCGGAUUUCGUAGAAAUUCUACUUGCAGCGGAAUAGUGAUACAACACGCACGUGAUGUUCAAGUGCUCGGAUGGACAGGACAAAAGCAGAUUGCAAAAUGCCUGCGAGUGUGGCACAUGUGAUAGGAGACCUGAAUGGACUUUCGGUGUUCUUUUUCCAUAGUUGAUUUAGAAAAACAGCGGUUAUCGAUGACCACCUAUAGGACUGCAGUCAGAGGUGCGCGCGAGUCCGUCCGCGCGCACGUCUACGCGUCAUUCUGGAUUGCGGAUAGAAAUAUCCGGGAGCUGACACUUUCGUGUUUAACCCGAUUCUUCGUUUUUCUUUUUGUUUGCCUUUAUUUUCCCCUUUUUUUCCUGGGAAUAGCAAGCCGCCAUACCGGUGGCUAACCUUUCCCUCUUAUUUUUUUAUAUAUAAUAAACAUAUUCCCCCCCCCCCGAUUUUGUCCCCGAAUUCUAAUCCCAUAUCGCGUCAUGUCACGUGUCGCGCGCAGUAUUUAGUACGCGUGGCUAAUGUAAAUAUUACCUGAGCGCGACAAUGCGAAGCACAAUUUAUGUUAGAAGAUGCGUGCUUGCCAUUGUAAAUCGCGAAGUAUGCGUGUUGACCAAUACACUUGAGCAGCGGGUAGUCUGUCGGACAGAAAGAAGGAAAAAAAAAAAAAACUGAUAACGCCCCGAUUUCACACCGAAUGACAGAUUUAAAAAUAGCACCCGAUUUUUUAGUUUUUCCCUCGCGGUUUGCGUCUUUCAUGGACCCUCCCGCUGACUUACUUUGUCGAGCCGCAGCCCGCUAACUUUAACUGCGUCUGGGAGAGAGAUUUUCGCUCAAGUUCUCACUUAAAACUUGCUUUGCAGUAUGAAAACGCGACAUUUCUUAAUGCUGGUUUAGAGUCCUGCGGAGCGGGGCGUAACGACGCGCAGCGCACGGCCCCGCAUCGCGAGCCACCGUCGGUCAGUUCAUAGCUCGACGGCACUCGGCGAAGCGCGGCGUGGCGGCAACGCGCGUUACGUCAGCCGCCGUCGGGGGAGUAGAGCAAUGCUCUACAUCUGGCUGUGGCCAGCGAGCUGUGCACGGCGUGGGCUCCGGUGGACUCGCAUUUCCAAACAUGUCGUCACCCAUUGAGCCUUUGAUUGAAGCUGUUAAGGAACAUCCGUGCCUAUAUAAUACAGGUGGAUUAUAGAGACAAGCAAAAGUAGGAGAACAUCCGGGAAGACGAAGUACAAUUUUCUUCUUCAAUUCAAUGCCCAUUUUUGGGGGUACCGACCGUAUUACAGUAGUACAAACAUACGAUGGGAGCACGGAUUGUCUUUAGUCGGAUUCCAACACGCGGGUGCAGUUGCCAGAUAUGACUACUUUCUCAUACGAAAUGUGAAAAUCUCCGGAAGCGUUUUCGUUGCGCUGCCCCGAAUCGCGUCAGACUAUGAACCCGGUAGGAUGAGGAAGCGUGGCGUAGCGAACGCCAGCUGUCGGCGCGGAACGCGGGCGGCGAAGGGCGAAGACUACGUCGGACUCUAAACCAGCCUUUAGUGUCAGGACUUAUAAUAUGUGCCACACCCGUUAUUUGGCACCAUCCCUCGUGCAAAGUCACUGUAAACGAACUGAUGAAGCAUUAACUCAUGUACAGCCAAGCCAAGGCAAGGUUCUGAGUGUCAUGUGGCUUCCCGAAGCUCAAGUACAUGGAGCGCUAUCCAAGGCGGGCUCAACGUAGCCCGAGCGCUGACUUGACAUUUUCACCACACGUGUCAAGCCUAGCUCGCUGCGUAAGAACGCUUCAAGCCGUGCAGGGCUUUUGAAUUGCGUUGGCGCUCUUGCAAGGUAUCUGCAGGUCAAGUUACAAGAGUUCAAGUCACAUCUAUGAAUUAGACGGUUAAUACAAUGUAUAGACGAACUCAGCCCCUACGUCACUGAUUACGUAACGCCACCGCGCGAAGCAUGCUGGUGGCCACUAUCAGCGUUGCCAGCCAACGCGUUCUUUCCCGCUUCUUGUCUACCAUAGCAAAAUAUAACCUCGAACCAGUCUUCUCGUGACGUCACAUGUUGGUAAACAGAGGGUCGUGAAAUUGAAAUCUACGGCGAAUAAAACUGCGUAAAACCGACACAACCGCGUGCGGUCAGCGGUGCGCGCAGGCAUACGCAUCUUAGCCGCGAUUUUUCUUUUAGAAAAACUCCUUCGUAAUAGGGUCGGGGUUGCGGUCGCUUAUCUUACACGCGCAUAUAACGUGCGGGUGCUGUCAAUGUUAUUCGCGCUCACCUCUGACUAUAGUGCUUCAAUAUGGUUAAUCGAUAUAUCGAUUGCAUGCCGAUUAUCGAGCUUACACUUUGAGAUGUUACGUUGGGACUUGACUAUCGAUUUUAUGCGUGAUACAUUGAAUGCCAACAGUUUUCAGAAUGUUAUUUCAGCAAACGAGACAAGCUUACAUUGUUUGUUGUGUUUUUCAUGUUGACUCCAUAGAAAUUCCAUUCUCUCCAUUCUCACCGAACGCACGCCUACGCAUGUGGAUCAAGCGCCUAUCAUCUGAAUGGUGUCUGAAUGGUGUCUGAUUUUAAUA
Ornithodoros turicata is the source of this 10514-nucleotide messenger RNA. It is a transcript of the gene Trpm, whose product is annotated as transient receptor potential cation channel trpm-like. The transcript has 23 exons. NCBI's taxonomy places the organism in Eukaryota, Metazoa, Arthropoda, Arachnida, Ixodida, Argasidae. Bases 215 to 4921 code for a protein of 1568 amino acids. Gene Ontology annotation, biological process: monoatomic cation transmembrane transport; protein tetramerization; metal ion transport. Gene Ontology annotation, molecular function: monoatomic cation channel activity. The record is from RefSeq and is a predicted model, not a curated record. Gene Ontology annotation, cellular component: plasma membrane.